AUGGAUGCUGACACGAAAGGAGAGGACUCAUGGCAGCGCUGUGGGGAAUUGGAGGUCAUGUGGGACUGGCUGUAUGACAUGGUGUGGGAGAAUGUGGCAUUGGAAAGCAUGAGGGUCGCCUGCUGCCCUUAUGGUGGACCAACUGCGAUGGUGCGCGACAAUCGGAAAAUGGUGCUGCUUCGGGGGGCAACGGCACCACCACUGGUUCGCAUAUUCAACUGUGCUGGCCACGAGAUGGGGCGGUUUAUGUGGUCAGGCACUCAAGUCGUGAGCAUGGGCUGGUCCCAGGAACAGGAGCUCUUGCUUGUGGACCCUAAAGGGCAGGUCAGAGCUUUCAGUGUGCAUGGCCGACAGCUUCCGCUGGAGUUCUCGUUGGGGGAGGCAUGCGAAACGGAGGGCAUCGCAGACUGCUGUGUUUAUAGCAGUGGGGUCGUGGUGCUCACCCAGGCAAACCACAUCUGGGCAGUGACAGACAUCAAUGAGCCACGCCCUCAGAGGCUGGCUGACCCGCCGCUGGAAGACCUGCCUCGCUGCAUGGACGUCCUGGUGACUCAAAAUCCACAAGGCGUGGAGGUCAUUUUGGGAUGUGCGGAUGGCAUCGUUGUUGCUGAUGCCCAGCAGGCCAUCUCUCCAGACCGGAUGCUCCCAGAUGAUCAGACUUUAGGGGCAGUUUCCAUCAUCGCAAUUUCGCCCAAUGGCGAGUUUGUGGCACUUUUUGUGGAAUCUGGUGCCCUCAUUGUCAUGUUGCAAGAUUUCACCACAACUCUCCUGCCAAAUUUCACACCACCCAUAGAUGGCCAACCCCUCCAGAUGGCAUGGUGUGGCAAUGAUGCCAUCGUGCUGUACUACGAUGGCGUGCUAAUGCUGGUGUCCUCAACUGGAGACUGGGUGACCUUCAACUCCCCAGAGCCAGUCGUACUGGCCAGCGAACCGGACGGCCUCAGAGUCAUUUCAACAAAAAGACACCGGCUGCUGCGGAGUGUAGACGAUGCCAUGCGGCAGGUCCUGUCACCUGAGUCAGAAGGGCCCGGGCGGCAGCUGUUUCUGGCGAGGCAGGCUUUUGAUGAGCAGGAUGCAAAGGCCGAUAAGAUACUGAGGGGCAUCAAGUCCGACCUUCAGGAGGCUGUACAGACAUGUGUAGAGGUUGCUGGAGCGGUUUGGGACACCAACACACAGCGAUCGGUGCUCAAGGCUGCAUGCUAUGGCCGUGCAUUUUGCAACCAAUUUCCCAGCCACACGAUUUACGAAAUGUGCCAAAAAUUGAGGGUAUUGAAUGCUGUGCGGGACGCGGCAGUGGGAUGGCCAUUGACAAUGGCCCAGAUGGAUACCUUGACUCUGCCUGUCGUUAUUUCCAGGUGGUGUAAACAGUUUCUUUGUCAUUGCCUUGUCAGUUGA
Molecule: messenger RNA, 1395 nt
Organism: Ostreobium quekettii
Lineage: Eukaryota; Viridiplantae; Chlorophyta; Ulvophyceae; Bryopsidales; Ostreobiaceae
Source: the annotation of a GenBank genome assembly